AUGGUCGUAUGUGAACAUGUUAACAUGGUAGCAGAACCAAAACCUCAUCAAACUGGCAGAAAGAGACAAAAUAUGUCAAAGACAGGAAAUGAUUGGGACUACUACUAUGACAGUUACUGUGCAUCAAUGGCUUUUCCGCCGCGUUUGGCACCACCCCUGAAAAGACCACGACUCAUGCAACAAUCAGUUCGAUCUCAACAGCAGCAGCAGCAACAGCAACAGCAACAACAACAGCAACAGCAGCAGCAGCAACAACAACAGCAGCAGCAACAGCAGCAGCAGACGAAACAAGCCAAAGUGACGAAUAUCGCUGUGCAGGAUCUCGGCCAAUUAAAAGUUUAUAGCAAUCCGGACAUACUAAUUUGCGGCAACUGCCGAGAAUUGUUCACGGAUCUCGGAGAGCUGCUCGAGCACAAGCGGGAUUACUGCAAGCUGCGGUUCACCUGCAAAUGCCACACGUUCAACGGUGCCACUCCUAAGAGCUCGGCGGCAUCGCUGUUGUGUGCCCUCUGCAAGGACUCCUUUCCGUCGGCUUGGGAACUGAUGGUGCAUGCCCAAGCGGCACACAUGAUCAACAUUUAUGAUCUUGGAACAAAGCCAGAAAUUCAUCAUUCAGUAAAUCAGAAUCAAAAUAGCAAAGAAAUAUCCUCGCAUUCGCCAACUCUCAGGGAAAAUAAGCUGUCGGACGAGGUCGAGGAAGAGGACGAAUUGAACGGCCAUCAUGAGUUACUACCGUCGCCUGACAGCGGCAAGUCGACCGACAACGAGAACGCAUUGUCGCCCAUUAAAAUCAGAUCGGAGACGAACGGCGGAUCGGAUCACGAGGAUUGCGACGUGCUCAUGCUCGUCGAGAAUAGAAAUUCCACGAGCGAGUCGUGCUUUUCCCGCCGUCCCAUUGCCAUUGAAUCAACAGUAGAGCUAAAUGCGAGCCCGACUACUGUGCUAAGCAACUCCGAAGCCGUGCGCACGGCACUGACCAAUGGAGCGAUCGCAACCAAGGACUAGAUUCUCAAAUCACAACAUCCAAUUAUUUAAACUUGAAACAUAUCAAUUAACAUGUACGAGGAGUAUAAGUAAACUCGAAAAUAAAUCUGUAAAUAGCUUCGAUGAUCAUGAAAAAGGAAUUAAAUGAUAAAUUGAACAAAAAAGGAAGAUUUGAAUUAACGGUAAUGAGAGCGCUUCACAAUUUCCAGUUUUUUUUAACUUAGAGAACUGGCCUUUCCUUAGUGAUAAAUAAUUUGUUUGUUAUUUUUUCAAGUGGUUAGCGUUAUGUUGAAAAAAUAAAAAAUUCCAUAUAUUGUUAUUAAAAUUGUUGUUAAAUAUGUGCGUUAGAUUUAAACGAUUCGAUUAAUUGUCACGUUUACAUCCACUAUGUUUGUACGAAUAUGUUUCAUAUAAUUUUAAGUUAAUAAAAGUAAAAUCCACGUUACGACUGCAAAUUAAUAUUAAAAAUAAUUAUAUUUUAAGUUCGAUUCGCCUUACUUAUCAUGUUUGUAGAUUAUACUGAUACUAUUUAUUCGUAUCAACUCUGUAUUAAAGUAGUACUUGUAUUUGUUACAAGAUAACCCUCUCUAUAAAUCUUUAAUUAUUAUCUAAUAAUCCAUCUACUUCGAUAUUAAAUCAGAUUCAUAAUUUAUUUAUCUAAUAUGUAUAUAUUACAUAUGGAUAUUAUUGUAUAGCUUUCACACUAUUUUAAAUAUUAAUUCACAAACAGGCCAAUCAAAAUAGAGUUAUAGAAUUCGAGGAAAAAAUAUGAUCAUAAUUUUGUCGCAGAGAUCGCCAUUUUCGUAGUAAAGAUUUUUUCAUCAAUUGGUUCGUCUAUAUGCGUGUUUGUAAAUAUGAAUCAAGUCAAACGUAAUACUUGAUCACAUAAUAGUAUAUUUAAUCUUUUACGAUUAAAAAUUAUGUAGAUCAUCGAAAAUAAAUAUAUUAUGAAACAUCAUGGAUAGGUUUAUUCUUGAAUGAACAAAAAACUGGUGCAAUCUCUGAAAGGAAUUUAAUAUAAAGAUACAUUUCAACUAAUUGUGUAUUAUAAUGAUCUAAAAAAAAUCUGGUCUCACGUAAAACAUAAAUAUAAUUAAAUGAAAACGUUAAAAACAAUCUAUACAAAACAGCUUUUAUAUAUCAUACAGCUGAAACAUGUAUAUAUGCACUAAAACUCGAAAAAUAAAAAUUUGUGUAUUUUAAAAAUUAUUGUCGACGAUUCUUCGUUGUGGAAACUUAUGUAACCAGAUAAAAUUUCUGCUGGAUUGAAAAACCACGUAUAGAACUGUAUUCCAAUAGCACACUAAAUAUUUUUAAAAUUGUAAUGGCAAAAAUUAUUUCAAAUUUCAAGUUUGAUUAUUCUUUCAUCAAAGUUUGUUGAAGAAAUAAACGUUCUGAGCUACACAACAUAACGAAGUAAGAAAGAUGUAAAAUUAAUAUUAUUUUAGUUUAAAUGGUUUUGUGAAUGAUACUCAUUAUUAUACUGAAGAAAAUAUAAUUAUAAACAUUCAAAUUUCAAAAUGAUACAUAAAUUGUUGCAUAAU
Molecule: messenger RNA, 2528 nt
Organism: Trichogramma pretiosum
Lineage: Eukaryota; Metazoa; Arthropoda; Insecta; Hymenoptera; Trichogrammatidae
Product: probable basic-leucine zipper transcription factor O
Exons: 8
Coding region: 1-1005 (334 amino acids)
Source: RefSeq, a predicted model, not a curated record